CGAAGGCUUCCAGAAAUCGCCGAUUUCUAAAGCCAUAGAAGUGUCUUUCUUUGGCAGAUUGGGGGCGAGGAGGAAGGCUUGGGAAAAAGAAGGAUACCCCAAAUCAUCCUUUUUAUUCAGAUUUCGCCUUCAUUUCAUUUGUUUGACUAUCAUUUGGAUCACAUAUACAAAGAAAUCUGUCUAAAAUGGGCCUUAUGUGUGUGGUGGUCCUCAGUACCCUCCUGUGUUCAGUUUGGUCAUCAACCAUUAAAGCAAAAGAUGAACACCGUACAGCUUUUUUCGGGGAGGACGUUCAUAUUCCCGUGCCGGAUUUGGACGCAACAGAGGUGACGUUCAUGCCGAGGUUGAAUCCGCUGUCUGAGCGCACUCUGCUGAAGAACGGGAAGAUUGUGUACGUAGGAGCCAAGCUGAACGCUCACAUCAGCCACUUGAUUCUGGAGGAUGUGGGUGAAGAAGAUGAGGGAACGUAUGUGGUGAGGAAUUCUGCGGCCCCCGCUGAUGUCAGACGGAUCAUUCUCAUUGUUAGAGACUGUGCGACAGAGACUGUGGUGAAAUAUGGAGACACGUAUCAUAUCCCGAUCAACCCUAACAUCGGUCCAUACACCCUUGAGUUCAGGUCGGCGGGUCAGACUCAUGUUAACGUGACCACGGAGGAACCACCCGUAUUACUUCUCAACCAGACGGUCAUCACGUCCGAAGAGUACCAGAACCGUCUGAUCAUCAGCGAGAAGAGAGUCAACCUUCAUCUGGUUACAGGAGCCGAUGAGGGCAGCUACACCCUCAUUGACAGCGAUGGCAAAGUCAGAAUGAGGACCUGUCUCAAUGUGAAAGAUCACCAUAUCUUUGAGCACCUGAAAUACGGAGGAACCCUGAAGAUCAAGCUCCAUGUAGACUACACCAAAGUCCGAAUGGUCUACAUCCCAGACACUGACCACAAGGAGCGACUCAUCCUGGACCAGGGCGAGCUGGUGAUGCCUCUGGACCCUGCUUUGGACGGUCGAGUGUCUGUAGAAGAAUCAAUGUUCUACCUGAGGAAGGUCAAAGUGAGCGACAUGGGUCUCUUCAGAGUGAUGCAUUUUUCAGGCUUCCGCAUAGCUGACGUCUACCUUCACGUGGAGCCUUAUAAAUUGCCACAGCUUUACGUGGCGAUCAUCGCCCUGCUGUCUCUGCUAGCCUUUCUGCUGCUGGUGUGUCUGCUGUCCUGUCUGAUUAAAGUUCACCGGCGGGCGGAGAAAGCGCGUAAGAUCACCCUCAUCGCUCAGCAGGCUGGCAAGGGCGAGGGAGAGGUGUUCAGACAGGUGGUUCAUGACGCUUACACUAGAUUCACAGAGGAAUCCACUGUGCAGUCCACAUGGGAGAACGUCACAGAAAGCACGGAAGUUGAGAUCAAAGGUCUCGAGGUAUCAAAACCAGGUCAAUACCAGGCCCUCCAAUCUGACAAAAACUUCUUGGAGAUGAACGACUCAGGCGUGGAGUUCGCCUCAUCCGCGCUCCCUCUGGACAGCGACACGGAUGUACCCGACAAUCUCAUCUCUCACAAGGCCCUGCUUGAGUCUGACACCCUCGCCGGUGUCGCCCCGGCCCUUUCCGAGGGCGAGCACAGCGCCACUCGCACCCCUGACUCUGAUCUGAGCGCCAGCCCUGCCACCCAACCCAAAUCUGGGGCUCAGACAGAUGACGGCCUGAUCGGAGCGACCACACCUGAGGAAACGGCUCAAGCCAACGGGCUGGAUGCAAAGAUAAGCAAAGAUGCGUCGCCGCUUUCCGAUAAAGUCGCUGUGGUGGAUCCAAGUAACGCAAGCACAACCUGAGUGCCGCAGAAGGGUUAGUUUCACCAACCAACUCAUCGUGUCUUCUUUUGCGCCCACUUUGCAUCCGUAACAUCUCACCGCUUGCAUUGCUCAUCGUGACACGUGGAUUCAUCUGAUGUGUAACAAAUGGUUUGUCGAACAAGCAGAAACCCACAAGAACAAGUCUAACACACUUAGAAAAAAAAUGAAUAAAACAUGACGUUGGAAGAAAUGGUUAAUGGUUCUGCACUAUGCAUGCCUGUAAAUUGAGUUCCGCUAACAGCCGAGUGCUGGAUUAGAGAGAGCAUUUAGUGCAUGUGAAGAAGAAAAUAAAAACCUUACAACACUUUCAAGACGCACAUACGGAUGGUAAAUAUUUCAGACGUUACUCAUGCAACUGUACCAGGAACUGCCUGAGUUUGAAGCAACUGAAAAGGAGAGUACAUGGGUCACAUAUUUUACAAACACUUCACCUACCAGAUGCCAAAAGAAUACACAUAACUUCAUUUCAAGAUCAAUUUGAAUGCAGUAUUUGCUCCACCUGGUGUUUCCGGACUUCCUCUAGUGACUCACCACCAACUCAGACGCGCAGUGCUGAUCUUCUUUGUCAAUGCUAAACUAAACACUUUUGUUCAGGAUCACACAGAUGACAGGAGUCUGAUAUGGUGGCUCAAACGUUGUAAAUAGGAUAAUCUGCAUUGAGGGUUUUCGGCCCAGAGGGGCUCUGCUGAUGGAACGGCUUGUGUCAGCAGUUAAAGGUGCUGACUACACUUGGGCUUUUCUUUGUCCUCGUUUCCUCAUCCACUCAUACUAUCCCCUAUUCUUCUUUAUUUCAUUUUAACUAGGGCUGUCAAACGAUUAAUCGCGAUUAAUCACAUCCAGAAUAAAAGUUUGUGUUUACUUAAUAUGUGUCUGUGUGUUGUGCAUAUUAAUUUUGUAUUUAUAAAUACAAAAACAUACACAUACAUGUACAUAUAUUUAAUACAAUUUUGAGAUGUAUUAUUUAUAUUUACCAAUAACUUAAAUGACAUAAACGUUUAUUCAUUUGUAUAUGUUAUAUUUUUCUUAAUCGUAUGCAUGUAUGUGUAUGUGGUUAUAAACACAACGUUAAUAUGCACAGUACACAGACAUAUAUUAUGUAAACACAAACUUUUAUUCUGGAUGCGAUUAAUCGCUUGACAGCCCUAAUUUAAACAUGUUUGAACAGAUGAAAGAUCUUUGGAUAGUUGUAGGUCCGUAGUGAAAAGUGUUCUUGAUUCUGAAUGGUAACUUUGUGGAGUGUCUAUCACCUCUUUUAAUUUUUUGUAUUUAUUUACAUAUUUGUUUUAGAAUAUUUGAAUAACCUUACUGAACAAAGAUGUCGACAAUUGGGCUUGUGCAAUUUAUGAAAUGAGUGAAAAUGAUUCUGCAUGUCGGCGCAGUUAGCCCUGUGGUGAGUUUGAUUCCCAGCUCGGAAGUCCUUUGCCGAGCUCCCAUCUGUGCCCAAUGCAUUCCUGUCAUUUCUAAACUGUCCUUUCCCUAUAGUAACAAAAAAAAGAAAUAACGUAGGAAUUCUGAUGUAAAUAUAAAUAGUUAAAAUAAAAGUUAAAUUCACCUUAGGACAUGAUACAACUUCUAAAACAUCAACAUACAUAUACAACCCACAUUCUUUAGAUAACAUUUUCAUAGAACUUAAUCAUAAACUUAAUUGUAAUCAUUAUUUUUACUAAAUGCAUUUAUGCUGAGAAAUGAUGUGUGUGGAAGAUUAUAAUGCAAUAUUAAAAUGAGUUAGCUAGCCAUGGGGUCGUACCCUGAUGCUUCAUGAGAUGGGGCUUGACCUGCUGGUAAAAUUGCUACCUCAUGUUUUGAUGUCUGCAGGACACGCACACAGUAUGAUAAAACAGAGACAGGGUGAAAAAAUUAUAAUAAACAAUAGGGAUGUAACGAUUCACCGUGAGCCGGUUGAAAAUCGGUUACAAUGAGUGACGAUUCAAAUCGGUUGAGGUGUGAACUGAAUCGCAAUACGUUUUUUGAACAGCAGGGGCCGCUAUUUUCACUGCAAACCUACACGUGGACAUGCUGAUAUUUCUUAAAUGCAAAAAAAUCCAAGAAAAGCUCAGACAGUAUUAGUUUGUUUAUAUUAAAGAGACUUUUUCUAUUAUUAAUUUGUUAUAAAAUUGCAGUUUAGUUUUGUUAUUUGAAAUAAAACAUUAUUUUAUUAUACAAAGAAACGUGAAGCAUUUAAGAAAAUGCAAGGGAAGUUGUUCAUUUCUAAUUUGUUUCAACUCAUUUUGUAAAAAUAAAUCGUGAAUAAAUCGCAUCGUGAGAUCAGAAUCGUGACUCGCAUCGCAUCGUGAGCUGAGUGAAUCGUUACAUCCCUAAUAAACAAUUAAAGCACAAUGAAAAUUAAAGCCUUGAAAUGCUCUUGAAAUCGCAGCUAAUGUUAAAACAGCGGUUUGCAUAACGAAAUUAUGAUAAAAACGAAUAAUCUCUUUUGAUCUUUGAAUGAUUCCUGUAUUAAAUGCAAUUACAGAGCAGAUUGCUUGUCAUUUUUAAACAACUUUCUAAAUUCUACUGACAUUGCGAGAACAGUCCAAAAGAGUUUUGGAUUGUGUUGAUGCCAGUGAGAUGCAUUUGAUGAUCUCGCUGCAAUUUUUGACUAGCUUUUAUUAAAGACCCCCAUUCCUUCAAUUCUAGUAUUAAGAUUUUAAUUUUAGGGUUCUUGUGUAUCACACGGAGUGAAUGUGCAGUUAUUGGGCCUUAUGAAGCAAUAUUAGUGUGAAAGCACUGCACACACACACAUGCAUACUGGGUAGGUGCAAUAGUAUGAACAAACAUACACCUUCUGUACAUAAAUAUAUUGCAUGUAAAUGAUCAAUUACCUUUCUAUCCAAUGAUUGCUGGCUUCUCUUUUUACUCACAAUAACACACAAAGCUUAAUGGCAAAACAUACAAGUGAGUUAUGAUCUCACAUUCAACAAAUUGUCACGCUUUACUAAUGCAUUGACUGCUUUUUAUCUUAUCACUUAAGAAUGAUUUUAAUUAUGCAAGACACAGCAAAAGACUAUUGUUACUCUUAUUGAUUCAAUUAUACUCUCUCUUGUAUGCACUGAUGUCAUAGAUCUAGUAUAUACGCAAUUUAAAGAGAUACAUAUGCAUGCUGAACGAGGUUGCUUGUUAGAGAGUUCAUAUCACAUUACUUUGUCUCUGAUGAGAAGUAUUCUUAAAGCCAGUGUUCAUGUAGUGAUGCAUAUCAAAUUGUUUGACUUACAUUGUAAAAACAAAUGUGAACCUCUUCAACUCAAAAUGUUUUAAUGACAACAUUUUUGAUUUAAUAGAAAAACAGAUAAAGUCACUAGAAUAGGCGUGGCUUUUUUAAUAGUUGUUCAGACUUAUGAAAAUUAGUUUUGGUAUGUCACUUCAGUUUUUAUUCAUAGUUAUGACAUUUAGAGUAAUGAAAAUGAUGUUUAUGAGCAGUUUGUACAUUUUCAAUUCUUGGGUAUUUUAAUGUUUGUUAAUAAAAGGAACGCCUUUUUUUCAUUUCUCACUAGGAAAUCAUAGACGACCGUUUUAAAAAUAGCUUUAGUGCUUGUUAAGGUGCACUUCAGGUAUUUCACACCUGAAGUCUCCCACAGUAAAUGUACCAAUAUAUCAUUUUGAUAUUUUUGACCAUUUGAAGCAUACAGUAAAUAUAUGCUGGUUGUAUUUACGGUUUAAGCUUGGAAUGUUAUUGAUUGUAUUUGAUUGUAAAACAAAUCUUUACCCCGACUUUCUAAACAAUUCACUUUGGUUCAUUUGAUGUUUUUAAAUGCGCAUUUACAGGUAGCCUACAGUGCGUCUAAAUCAUAAUCCUACAUAAGAAUAUGCACUUAUCACACCGACAGGCUCACUCGCAUGUUAAAACAAGAUUUUUGAGUGGUAUAGAUUACCAGCAAUACAAAUCCAUCCCUGAAGCCUGCUCGGGUGUGACCAAACCUUUGAUAUCACAUCAUUCAACAAGCUCAGGAGUGUAUGUUCUUCUAAAUUAUUUAAGAUAAUUACAUUUUUUAAAUGUUACAUGAACUGAUCUUCUGCCAGUUUACACGCAAGAAUUCUCAGGAGAAAGGUUUAUCAAAGUUAUCUUGUCUAGACAUUUUGUUCUUCCAAAUAACCGUUGAGAACCAUUGAUUCACAGCCAGAGAAUGAAGACCGUUAAUGAUUGAUAUUGCUUUGAUGGCAUGAGAUUAAUGACAGACUUUAAUGUAACCACGGAUAUUAACAAUACUUCACAGUCAUGUACAAAGUAAAGAUGAUCAUGUUUUGGGCUGUACUUGUGGCUUCAAAUUGGUUUACUUUAAGCAAAUUUUUUUUCUGGAAUGAAUGAUGAAAAUAAAGGACCUUUGAUUGAC
Messenger RNA from Triplophysa rosa, 6157 nucleotides. RefSeq lists its product as uncharacterized. Lineage: Eukaryota; Metazoa; Chordata; Actinopteri; Cypriniformes; Nemacheilidae. The coding region runs from base 186 to 1811 and encodes 541 amino acids. The record is from RefSeq and is a predicted model, not a curated record. The transcript is spliced from 9 exons.